GUUGUCAUCUUAAUAAUUUCAUUAUUAUUUCCUAUAAUUGAAGUGUUUGUACAAUUUGAUUUUUGACUCGAUCAUUUCUGAUAAUUCCCAAAUGAUAAUAGAAGACUGGAGUAUGACAGCGCUUAAUACCUCUGAUCUCUCACCAAAAAGGAGACUCGAAAUGCUUUAUGAAAAAGCCAGAAACACACAUGUCGAUGACGGCGUAUCAGUUGAGAGAUAUUGGAAUAUAGCAAACGAAAUAUUGUUUUGUGCUAAGAAACUGCAGAAGAAGAACGAUUACGAAGAAUCACUCCUAAACUAUCUUCGAUAUAAGACAAUGAUAAAAAAAUUGAGAUCGCAUGAGAGAUACAGGGAUCUGCCAUUGGGAAAACGUGCUUCGUUCGCUUAUAAACUGAAGGAAGUAGCGAAACACGUGAAGAUCUUGACCGAACUUGUGUUUGCAGGUUACAAGAAAUUAUUAGUUAUGGCUGAUUUUCAUAUAGAUCAUAGCAAUUUUGAGGGGUACCAAGAACAGAGACCAACAAUAUCGACCGUCAGAACCUUCAUUAGUACUCCCCGCCACUCUCUUGUCACUCCUCUCCAUCCAACUGUACAAAUGAGAGCGAGAAGCAGGUCAAUAAUGAAUAGCAAAGCAUCCUCAGCAUUAUAUGUAGCUUUAGCGAAAAGUUCCUCAUCCGUGAACAUGGAGGCUGCCCAAAGGAAAUCCAUCUUUCCCACCAAGCAGGUUAAGGAGUUCGAUGAGCUCUACAAGCAACGAAGGACUGUUAGAGGUCACAGGACGGUAGUGUUACCAAGCAGGAUCACAACUGCAUUCUCUUACCUAUCCUUGCCCAACACCAAGAAAAACCUGGAGACUGUAGGGUACUUGGCAGGGAGAGAACUGAACCCUACUAGGCUCAUCGUCACGCAUAUGCUACUUCCAAAACAGUUAGGGUUCUCCGAUUACUUCAAGGUUGCAGACUCGACUUCCUUAAUCCACUACCUGGAAGAUGAGGACCUGAUGACUAUCGGUUGGAUCCAUUCUCAUCCUAAGGAGAUCCCAUAUCUCUCCAGCACGGAUAUGCACUACCAUGCAGUCUUCCAAAACGUACUUCCAGAAGCUGUAGCAGUCGUGUAUAGUCCAAUAGAGAUGAGAAGCGUAGUGUUUAACCUAACGCCUGAUCAUGGCUUGCCAACGAUCACGAGCUGCGAGAAAAAAGGCUUCCAUACGCAUCCUGCCAAGCAUCCUCUAACCAUGCAGUCUCACCACACAGUAACGGAUUUGUUGGCGGAUUUAACCGUCCAGGAUUUCAGGAAUGAGGAGGGGUAUACCAGAAGAGAUUCGACUGAUACUGAGAGUGGGCAUCAAAAUUUGACGGAGAGGCUGUUGCAGGUGAAGACUAGCAUAAGGCCUUCAGCUAUACCGUCAAAGGUGAGGUAUAGCGAGGUGAAUUUUGUACAUUUGGAUACUCAAAUAUAAGUUUUAAAAAGA
This is a messenger RNA of Harmonia axyridis, 1471 nucleotides long. RefSeq names its product STAM-binding protein-like. Gene Ontology annotation, cellular component: membrane; endosome. Lineage: Eukaryota; Metazoa; Arthropoda; Insecta; Coleoptera; Coccinellidae. The transcript is spliced from 2 exons. Gene Ontology annotation, biological process: protein K63-linked deubiquitination. Gene Ontology annotation, molecular function: protein binding; metallopeptidase activity; K63-linked deubiquitinase activity. Bases 92 to 1459 code for a protein of 455 amino acids. The record is from RefSeq and is a predicted model, not a curated record.